This is a messenger RNA of Dichomitus squalens LYAD-421 SS1, 1089 nucleotides long. RefSeq lists its product as uncharacterized. Lineage: Eukaryota; Fungi; Basidiomycota; Agaricomycetes; Polyporales; Polyporaceae. The coding region runs from base 1 to 1089 and encodes 362 amino acids. The record is from RefSeq and is a predicted model, not a curated record. The transcript is spliced from 5 exons.
AUGGAUUCCGCUGGCGACGCCGACGUUCACCGUGUCUGGACUCUUCUCUCUGAGGUUUCAGAGCAACUUAGCCAAAACCGCUCUUCUGCUGUGAACCUGCAUGCCCUCGCCGAUGGAGCAAAGGCUCAAGCCAUCCAUUCACAAACCGGCUUUGUACUCCGCCGCUUCAACCUAGACAAACCAAAAGAGGUUUACGAUGCCGAACUGGAACGCAUGAACGCGGCCAUGUCCGCGGAGAACCAGGCCCUCCUCAACGACAACCGCCAGCUCAGCGCCCUCAUCCGCGAGUACGAGCAGACCCUCGAAAACGUCAUGGCCACCUUCCGUACGCGCGCGCACGAGGUGCAACGGCGCGAGCUCGCCCUCAUGCGGCAGUACGAAAGCGUCCUCGUCGAGCGCGAAACCGAGGCUCUGGGUGAAAACAUGAAGGUGAACACCGCACGCUCGGAGAGCUUGGCUCGUGUCGGCCGCAUGUUGCGCGCCGUCUUGCGGAGAUUGGGUGGGGAGGAUGUGCAGCUGUACGAGGCGCACAUGGCAGCAGCGGCAGGAGGGAAGAGCGCAGGUCAGUCUCGCCAGCCCUCGACAAGCGCAGCACCGCUAUCGGUACGCCGGGAAGAGAGGAGCGGGGAGGGUGAGAGCAGCAAGAAGGACAAGGGGAAAGAACGGGACGACGGGACACUCGACGAACAUCGUUCAGGGUCCCCAGACCCUGAUAUCGACCACCUACUGGACGAGGAGGAGGAUCCGGAGCGGCGGCUCGCGGCCGCAGAGUGGGCGUUGGAACGCGAGAGCGAGCUCGCCCGUCUAGAACGCGAGAACGAGGAGCUCCGUGCGCUCGUCAACGGACUGCUCAAACCGGAGGCGCCGAGCUCGACAGCGCCGCAACGACCAUCCGAACUGUCGUCGUCCACCGCGCCGAUCCUCAUACCCGACCAUCCGGACGGCGAGGAGGAGGGCCGGAAUGCCGAGGAGCACCCUUCAUUCGCGACGAUCCCCCGCCAACAUCGAUUACUCGGUGGUCCGCCAGGGACCGUCGGGCCAUUCGGCACCUACAAGAGAAACACGCUUAUCCGGGUGGAUAGCCGGUAG